This is a messenger RNA of Carassius auratus (goldfish), 3111 nucleotides long. RefSeq lists its product as uncharacterized. The transcript has 10 exons. Lineage: Eukaryota; Metazoa; Chordata; Actinopteri; Cypriniformes; Cyprinidae. The record is from RefSeq and is a predicted model, not a curated record. Gene Ontology annotation, molecular function: protein binding; phospholipid binding. Bases 1 to 2772 code for a protein of 923 amino acids.
AUGAAAGUAUGGUGCUUCACCAAGACAAAGCUCCAAGGCCCUUCCUCCUCCUCUCCGAGGACCCUGUAUAAUCUCUCCUCCCCUUGCACCUCCCCAUACUCCUCGUCCUCCAUCAAAGACACACUUCAGCAGGCCAACAACCUCCUGCCAAAGAAUGGCAACAUCUCAAUAUUUAGCAGCCUGAAGAGGAGAGCAAGAAGGCCAGGGAAGAAGAAAGAUGACCGUAGACACACCAUUCAGAAGAUCAUGGGAGAGGAUCCGUCAGAGGAGGCUGAUUUGCCACCUGUACGUGAACCGGUGACAUACGAUACACAUACUUGGCCCCUGAAGGAAAGAAAGAAGCGGAAAAAUGCAAGAAAACCAAAAAGCGAUGGAACUCAACUCUUGGACUACAUAAAAAACCCUUUAGUGAAAGACAUAGAGGCAGAAUGUUCUGGAGAUGUUGGAUCUCCAGUUCACAGCACCUUAGAGGUUGCCACCCAAGGACAUGUGAAGAACCACUGCAGAUUUCUGUCCUUGGGCUCUGUGUUAAGCUUUGACCUGCCCAAAGAUAUGAGCCUUAUCCCUAGCAUUCAAGAUGUCAUCGCAAUUGGCCCUCCUGAGCAAAAGAAGAUAGACUCUCAUCACCUGAACACUCAGAUUGAUCGUCCAACAGCUCUGAGCACCUUUAAAACAGUCCGCUCACGUCCAGUGCAAAAGGAAGAGCCCAAACAAAUUUCUCAAGGUGAAGUAACCCUUAAAAUUGAUUGUAAAGACACCAAAAGGAUCAGCAUUGACACGGUUUCUUUUACUGAAGAUAAAUUUCCUCCUCCACCUUCUCCAUUUGUUGAGGACAUCUCAUUUGAGGAGAAUCAACCCUCAUCAGUCAGUGAUCUGACCAAUAUUCAACAGAAACAUCUAUCUGGGAUCAGUUUAGUGCCCAAAGAAGAGGUGGUUAGUUGGAACGCAAAUGGGACUCAACUUGAGAACAAGGAGAGCCACUAUGUAAGUGUUCCAGAAGAUGCCAUCCAAGGUAUAGCCAACCACAGCUCAAUUACGGGAGAGAUUCAUGUAUGUCCUAGCGUCCAUACCUUGGUUAACAAUCUUCAUGGACACAUGUUCCAUAGGCCAGCGAAGAACUCCAGCACUCAGCAAUUAAGUCCCAGCCAUGCAUCUCAUGUAGUGUUGAACUUCAGAGCCAAUGGAAGAGAGGACUCAGUGGACUCUGGUCAUUCCAGCUCUGGGAGCUUCAAGUUAUGUGCCGAGGGUCCAUACAUAGACUCCUCAGAUUGUCCAGUGCCCAAGAGGACCAUUGGGAAGGUACCAUCCCUGGAUGCAGGAGUGUCCAACAAUAACUUUGAGUUCUCCAAGGACAAUAGCAUUACCUUAUCUUUCGACAUUGAUGAUCCAGUUCAUCCUGACCAUCAACAGUUUGAGCAGGAAGAGGAGGAGCUGGAGGACAUCUGGAACCACACCAACAGCUACCGAGAGAGUCUGAACUCUGACAUCAUGUAUAAUGGCUACCAGGCAACCUCUUCUCUAGACCAGCACCGGGAACCCUCACCCAAAGAACAAGCAGUGCUCUUCAGGAAGUUGGUCACGGCCUCUGCACCCAACCUUCUUGUGGCGGAGAUCAGACUGCCACCAUAUGUCCAGACUAUGGUCGGUUCUGGGAAGCAGCAGAACCCAAGGGAAGAAAGGCAAAUUCUGGAUAAAGGGGACAGAAGGUCUUGGGCUGCGUUCACUCAACAGGAACAGGUUUACAAACAAGUGACUGUUAAUGAAACGGCUUCAGAUAUCUUGAAACUACCUGAAAUACAGGACCAGCAAAAGUAUAUCUACCAUUAUAGAGAGGAGGAGGAGGAGGAAGGGGAGGAGGAGAAGGAAACAGGUUUUCUGAAGGACCAAUCCUUGAGCCUCCUGUCUGUUCAUAAGGGAUUGAAUGGGAGCAAUGAUAAUGAUAUCCAGAGUGGAAGACAAGAACUUGAACUGCCAUCUAUGGAAGGUACACUGGAGAGGAAACACAAACUACAGCUGGGUGGAAAGAAGGCACCAUGCAGGGCGUGGAACUCCUAUCAUGCUGUGCUAUACAAACAAACAAUAUGUUUCUAUCAAGACAGGAAGGAUACACUCAUGAGCUGUGUGACCAGCCUUCCUCUGAAUCUAAUUGGAGCGGUGUGUGAACCAUCGCCAGAGUACACCAAAAAACCCAACUGCUUCUCCUUGAGAUUGCGGGAUGGAUCGGAGUAUCUCCUCAGUGCACCGUCCCGAUUCAUGAUGAAGAAAUGGAUCCUCAGAAUCCAAGCACACACUGCGUCUAUUGAUUCUGUAGUGAACAGAUCAACAUGUCAUGGGUCUUCAGCUUCAGCGACGCUCCCUAGACAUUCUCCUGCUAUCACUGGCUGUCAGUGUGGAGAUAAAUGUCACUGCUUCAUGAGAAAUUAUGUCACCACCACUGUUUUAGCACAGAGUCAGCCCACCUCAGGCCGAACCAAAGAGAUUAUAGUUCACACCAGCGAGGCUCUGCAGAUCCAUCAAAGGCAUCAGGAUCUGUUGCACCCCUCGUUUUCAGAUGCGGGUCAUUGUGAGGAUGAGUUCGACUCUCAUGGCGAGUCUCUGAGACAGAAACCAUCCUCUAUGUCCACUGUUCAGGGCUGGACCAGCGAAAAGAGACGCUCACACUCCUUUACCUCAGCCACAUAUCAGAGGAUCAAGCCUGUAGCGCCUCCUUCAGGCAGAGGCCAGGACAGCAAGCUCCAGCUACUCAGUGACUCUCUUCAUCAGAGAUGGUGAGAUGCCAUCAGUCUGUAAAAGCACAGCGACAGCCUCAUCAAACACCGAUCUGCCCAUGAGGAGCUACAUGAGCCUCCCACGACCCCCCAACAAAUCCGUCUUCAGGAAGUUCUUUGGGAAAAAGGAGUGAUGGACACUUUCUGUGACACUGCAGGUCAAAGACCCUGACUGACACAUGUGCAGGACACAAGUUCAAAACAUUUCUCUUACAUUUAUUUAUGGAUCUGAUGGAGAACCAUUUGUGUAUAGUUUUUUUUGAAUGAGAUCUUGUAUGAUUGUGUUGCUUCAAGAUGUGUAAUGUUCACUCCUACUUCUUCUCACUUCAUCAGCCGUUUUGAU